Molecule: messenger RNA, 2323 nt
Organism: Centruroides sculpturatus (bark scorpion)
Lineage: Eukaryota; Metazoa; Arthropoda; Arachnida; Scorpiones; Buthidae
Exons: 2
Coding region: 38-634 (198 amino acids)
Source: RefSeq, a predicted model, not a curated record
CAGUGAUUUAGUUCAAUUUUCAUAUACUUUAUAGCAAAUGGGUCCUCCAAAUUUGCAUGAUCAGUCUAGUGCAUCCAUGCGGCCAACACCUACUUCUAGCACACUUAGCCAGCAAUCAAACAGCCAACAGAGUACUCCUUCGUCGCAGAGCCAAGGUGUGAUGCAGCACGGAGGACCUCAUACUCCACAUACACCUCAUACUCCUCAUACACCUCACACUCCUGGUGGCGGACCUCCCAGUGUUCCUCCUCCAUCUACAUCAUCUCAGUCAUCAAUGGUCAGCCAUAACAGCAACAGCACAGAAAAUGGAAGUAAUGGAAACAGUAAUAGUCAGUCAUCUGGUAGCAAUGAUACCCUUCCACCUGCUCCAGAUUUGAGUGACUUGAAUUUUGAUCCUGCAGCUGUUAUUGAUGGAGAAGGACAAGGUCAAGAGGGUCUUAAUUUGUUACCUGAAAACGUUGUUGAUCCUAUCGAAUUACUCUCUUACCUGGAACCUCCCGAUCUGGGUGGAACGACAAACAACUGCAACGCAAAUAGCACAACUGCUUCCAGUACGUCAAAUACAAUUACAAGUACUACUACCUCAACAUCAAGUAGUUCUAGUGAUGACUUAUUGGCACUGUUUGAAUCUUAAAUCCCAGUGGACCAAUGAAAAGUGUUCCAAAAAUCUGAUAUUUCCAUCAAGCAGUAAGAAGAGAAAUUUUAAAUUUGUUUGCGCUGUGAUGGUGUAAUGUGUUCCUUUACUGACAGUCGUUACGGGUGCAAUGUCACAAAAUACAUAACUGAAAAGAUACUGUUUUUACAGUAUUAAUAGUGAUUGACUGGAUAACUGGAUUAAAUAUAUUGCAGCCACUUAUGUGAACAGAUAAUUGAAAUUUGUACUUCAAGCAAUGUUUGAUUCUGCCAAAAUUGGUGUUUGAUAUACAAAGGACAGCAUUACAUUGAAUAACAAGUGUACAGAAGCAAUUGUGUGUAGCGCACUCCCGAACUCGACUACUCAGACUGCCAUUUUAUUGGUAUUUAUUGUGUACUGCCAAAUCAAAAUCUGAAGAUCUCCAGUUAUAUGUGAAUAGAAUGACAAAUUGUAGUCAGGCGAAAUUUUGCUUCGCAAAUACGGUGCAAGAUUUCACGUCUUAUGAAAGUACUUACGCUGUUACACGAAACGGCAACACAACCGUGCACAACAGUACUUUUUUGUGUAGGAAAAUGGUAGACAUCUCUAGCUUGCAGGACAUUUACAGGUUAACCGGAGACAUUCCAGAAAUGUUUUGGUCGAGGUGAGAUAAAAGUGGUAGUUCACACGCACCACUUGGAAUUUAUCCCAUCGAAAGAAGUCCAAUUUAUAAUCUUAGACCAAAUUCCCUCUUUUCUCCUAUAACGUAGCGUGAAUGUCUUCUGCAAGUUUUUUUGUAAUUACACCUUUACCGUUCAUAGUCGCUUUUAAAAUCCGUGAACAAAAAAUUUCAAAUCAUUCCGAGACAUUAAUUUCCAUCUUCAUUGCAAAAUCAUCGUUUCGACUUCACACCUCUUCGGCUUUCCCAAUUUUCUAAAGCUAUUUACGCGAUGGACCAAAAUGACGAAUUUUACCAUCUUUGGAGAAUCGGACAAGAAUUUUUGAUAGGAGAAAACUUACUUAAACGACGUUGAUGCAUUCAGACAGUGUUUUAUUUUUCAGCCCUUCCUUAACCGCACUUUACCGAGCUGCUUCGAUGUCUUCCUUAAAUGUAAAUAAUGUAGUUAUUUUGUAUAGUGAACUUUAAACUUUACGUGUCCAUCAUUCACCCGCUUUGAAAAUCAUGCAAUGUAUCAAAUUAAUGUUAAGAUAGUUAAGAUACAACUUUGCCGCUCGAGCGUAUCCUUUCGGGCCCUCUUUACGCCUCGACCAACAAGAAGCUCGACCGAUUUACAUUUUAAUCACGUAAAUUAUUAUUUUUUUAGACGUGCCGCUUAAUUUAAAAAUUCGGAUUUCUUUUAACCCGUUUACACUUCAGUUACAGUACUAACAUUGAUUGCAUAUGUACAUAUAAGUACGCAUACCGGAACAUAGUUUUGUUUCCUCUCCCCACUAAGAAGAAAGCAUCUCGAUGUAAAUUGUCAAACUGUACAAAUGGUCUUACUGUCGUACCAUUUCUCAUCGCAAUGAGAAUUAGCAAGCAUUAUGCAAAACAAAGAGUAAAGCAGUUAUGCAUAUUGGCACAUCACCGAUCGAGCGGCCCACGUAUGCAGCUUAUGUUGCCUGUGCCCAACCAUUUUAUGGUAAUGUCUUAUUCUUAGUGUAGAUAUGCAUAUUUAUACAAUAAAAUUAAGGUAAUCUUGGUUUGAA